AUGGAGCCCUCCCGGGUCCCGAGGGGCCCCGGGCCCAGGCUCGUCUUUCUCCUGGCCACCCUGGCGCUCACCUUCGCAGCGACGGGACUCCUCUGCGGGGCGAUCAUGUCCGACCACUGGGAGGAAGUCGGCUGGGACAGGGAGGCCCUCGCCAGGGCAAACGUCAGCACCACGUGGUACCUGGACGGGAGGGUCGCGAUGCUGGGACCAGGCUUCCAAGCUCGGGGGAACUGGCAUCCCCGUCGGAAGCCGGUCUUCCUGAUCCCCAUGCACGGCGGCAUCUGGACCAUGUGCGUCUCUUUGCCAGAGGAGGAGAUCCGCCUCCUGGGUCAAUUGGGCUUCCCUCAGGAGAGAUGCAUCAAUUACUUAAGCCCCGACGAGGCUCACGAAGAAAUGCGAGCUGCCUGGCAGAAUCGGAUGCAGAAUCUCAGCAUUUCCUGUUCGUUGGUGUGCCUGAUAAUUCUGGGAUGUGCGGUGCUCGUGGGUUUCUUUGGCCUCUGCAGGCACCAAAUCUCCGCAGUCCUCGUCACCGGAGUGAUGUAUCUCUUAGCAGCAACGUUUGCUUUGUUCACUUUGACGAUAAUCCAUUUCAAGAGGGCUCAAGACCGAGGAGCUAGAAUCGUCGAUGGGCCAGAGGAUGGUGUCAUAGGCGGUCCCGUUCCAAGAGUGGUUCUCAAAGCAAGGAGAUUCUCUACCAGCUGGAGCAUGGACUUUGGAUGGGGUGGAGUUACCCUCUGUGCCCUGGCCUCGGUGGCUUGGAUUCUUCUCAGCAAGAUCAUGCGGUUCAGUCCGAUUUCAACUAUGAUCGCGUAGCCUUCUUGGUAGUAAACUCCCAAAGCCAUGAAUUGCAAAUGAAAUUUCAAUUCUGGGUCCUUUCGGCUCAUCUGGGAGUUUCACACAUUUCCCCAGGAUGGAUAGACGUGUUUGCAUGGAAAUACCUUAAUCGGAGACUCAUCGAUGG
Molecule: messenger RNA, 961 nt
Organism: Orussus abietinus
Lineage: Eukaryota; Metazoa; Arthropoda; Insecta; Hymenoptera; Orussidae
Exons: 5
Coding region: 1-813 (270 amino acids)
Source: RefSeq, a predicted model, not a curated record